CGGAUUUCUUAAGAUAAGAUAUUCUGAGAUGGGAGAUAGGACAAGUUUCUGUAGAGGCUUCUGCUCAACUGCAGGAUCUGAACAUUGUUGUUUUGCCGCUUGAGGUUCUUCCUCUAAGUUACAGAUUUCCUGCGGGUUGCAUCAGGCUCCAGGAUCUCUCUGCACUCAUUCGACCCUCAGGGCGUCCUGCAGAGAUGCAUGACGCUGCCACCGACAUACAUCCCGCUGGGGAUUCUGCGUUUUUUUGGAUCAAGGCCACUGGAGGGCAUUUAUAUGGUGCUUUUAUCCAAAGUGCUCUAAACUUUGUCUCUCAUUCACACAUAACAAUGCCAAUGAACCACCAUGCAAAAAAAAAGAAAGAAAAAGAAAGGCAUGGCUGGGACCCAACACUGCAAUGAAUGGACGACCCGCUACACAUGCCAACCGCUGAAUGAAAAAUAAUUGCUGUAAAUAAAAUUAACCGACCGACGGAUGUGGAAUUUGGCAUAAAUAAUGGAUAGAAAUAUUUUCCCAGAGUGGACUUGCAGGACAUGCAGUACUACUCCACUUAUUAUUGUUUAAACUUGGUGGAGUUACCCUUUAACUUUCACUCUGUAGUCUCUCUGUGCACCUUUUCCUGCUGCUCAGCAGAGGAAACACCCUCCCCCUGCACCCACCAAUGAAACGCAGCAGAAGGAGGAGACUGCUGCAUGAAAAAGUGACGCCACCUUCGCUCUCAGCUUCACUCCCAGCCGGCACCGCACCAGGGAACCACAGCACGAAAACCUCACCUGCCCCACAAGCAAGCAUGGCGACGCCUCUCACCGACCAGGAGAAGCGCAAGCAGAUCAGCAUCAGGGGGAUCGUGGGAGUGGAGAAUGUGGCCGAGCUGAAGAAGGGCUUCAACCGCCACCUGCACUUCACCCUGGUGAAAGACAGAAACAUUGCAACACCCAGGGAUUAUUACUUUGCCCUGGCUCACACUGUGAGAGAUCACCUGGUGGGGAGAUGGAUCAGAACACAGCAGUUUUACUAUGAGGCAGACCCAAAGAGGGUGUAUUAUCUCUCUCUGGAGUUCUACAUGGGCAGGACGCUGCAGAACACCAUGAUUAACCUCGGGCUGCAGAACGCCUGCGAUGAAGCCAUCUACCAGCUCGGCCUGGACAUGGAGGAGCUGGAGGAGAUGGAGGAGGAUGCCGGCCUGGGGAACGGAGGCCUCGGCAGGCUGGCAGCAUGUUUCCUGGAUUCGAUGGCCACGCUCGGUCUGGCAGCGUACGGUUACGGCAUUCGAUAUGAAUAUGGAAUCUUUAACCAGAAGAUAAGAGACGGCUGGCAGGUGGAGGAGGCAGAUGAUUGGCUGCGGCAUGGAAACCCGUGGGAGAAAGCACGUCCAGAGUACAUGCUGCCGGUUCACUUCUACGGACGGGUGGAGGAGACGAGGGAUGGAUCCAAAUGGGUCGACACUCAGGUGGUUCUGGCGAUGCCGUACGACACGCCCAUCCCCGGCUACAUGAACAACACUGUGAACACCAUGAGGCUGUGGUCCGCCCGGGCCCCCAACGACUUCAACCUGAGGGACUUUAAUGUGGGAGAUUACAUCCAGGCUGUUCUGGACAGAAACCUGGCAGAGAACAUCUCCCGUGUUCUCUACCCCAACGACAACUUCUUCGAAGGAAAAGAACUGCGACUGAAGCAGGAGUACUUUGUCGUGGCGGCCACACUCCAAGACAUCAUCCGCCGCUUCAAGACCACCAAGAAGGGCGUCCCCGGCCGAACCUCCUUCGAGAGCUUCCCAGAAAAAGUCGCCAUCCAGCUGAACGACACCCACCCAGCCAUGGCCAUCCCCGAGCUGAUGAGGAUCUUUGUGGACAUCGAGAAACUCGACUGGGACACUGCCUGGGACCUCACUAAGCGCACUUUCGCCUACACCAACCACACAGUCCUCCCCGAGGCUCUGGAGCGCUGGCCUGUAGAGCUGCUGGAGACCCUCCUGCCCAGACACCUGCAGAUCAUCUACCAGAUCAACCAGGCCCACCUCGAUAGGAUCGCAGCCGCCUUUCCGGGAGACAUGGACAAACUGAGGAAAAUGUCUCUGAUCGAAGAAGAUGGAUGCAAGAGGGUGAACAUGGCGCACCUGUGCAUCGUGGGAUCUCACGCCGUCAACGGAGUCGCUGAGAUACACUCCAACAUCAUAAAGACUCAAGUCUUCAACGACUUCAGCGAACUAGAACCAGAGAAGUUUCAGAACAAGACAAACGGCAUCACCCCCAGACGCUGGCUGCUGCUCUGCAACCCCGGACUGGCUGAGCUCAUAGCUGAGGUGAUCGGGGAGGAUUAUGUGAAGGACCUCAGCCAGCUGCAGAAGCUCAACGACUUUGUUGACGACGCCGCCUUCAUCCGUGACGUCUCUAAAGUGAAGCAGGACAACAAGGUGAAGUUCGCUCAGUACCUGGAGAAAGAGUACAACGUGAAAAUCAACCCGUCCUCCAUGUUUGACGUCCACGUGAAGAGAAUCCACGAGUACAAGCGGCAGCUGCUCAACUGUCUGCACAUCAUCGCCAUGUACAACCGCAUCAGAAAGAACCCGUCCGCACCUUUUGUACCACGAACAGUGAUUAUCGGCGGGAAGGCUGCUCCUGGGUAUCACAUGGCCAAGAUGAUCAUCAGGCUGAUCACUUCAGUGGCCGCUGUGGUGAAUAAUGACCCCGUGGUGGGAGACAAGCUGAAGGUCAUCUUCCUGGAGAACUACAGAGUCUCUCUGGCAGAGAAAGUGAUACCUGCGACCGAUCUGUCCGAGCAGAUCUCCACAGCUGGCACUGAAGCUUCGGGGACAGGAAACAUGAAGUUCAUGCUGAACGGAGCUCUGACCAUCGGCACCAUGGACGGAGCCAACGUGGAGAUGGCCGAGGAGGCCGGAGAGGAGAACCUGUUCAUCUUCGGCAUGAGGGUGGAGGACGUGGCUGAGAUGGACAAAAAGGGAUAUGAUGCCAUGUCGUACUACAAGAAGCUUCCGGAGCUGAAACAGGUGAUGGACCAGAUCACGAGUGGAUUCUUCAGCCCCAAAAAUCCAGAUCUUUUCAAAGACGUCACGAACAUGCUCUUCAAACACGACCGUUUCAAAGUGUUUGCGGACUUUGAAGACUACAUGAAAUGCCAAGAGAAAGUCAGCCAGCUGUAUCAGGAUCCAAAGGAGUGGACGAAGAUGGUGAUCAAGAACAUCGCCGCCACAGGAAAGUUCUCCAGCGACAGAACCAUCACAGAGUACGCCACCGAGGUGUGGGGCGUCGAGCCGACCGACCUGAAGAUCCCGCCGCCGAACGAGCCGAGAGAGGCCAUCGAGGAAACGGCCCGGGCCCUGAAGAAGAUGUGAGGCGGUCUCACCGAUGACGACCGCCUUCAUGUUUACAAAUCACUUUCUCUCUCUCUCUCUGCUUUUAACCUUCGAGUUUCACAUCACUGGAUCUUUUUUAAGAACUUCUCUCAGAAAUCACAUCUGCACGGCGGUUCCUCAUUUUCUCCACAGUUUUUAUUGUCGAGUCGAAGAGUUUGCAUUAUGAAAUUGUCUGUUACAGUCUUUUAGCACAAGCAAACAGUGAGGAGUCAGUGUGGAGACGUCAUGUGGAGUUCAGGAUCUGUAGGAGUGUCUGCAUUCCAGGAAUUCAGCAGGAUGACGGACCAGCUGACUAAAAUGCAUUUUAAUAACAUCUCUGCAACUUCAUAUUUGUUCUUAGUGACAGUCUGUCUUUACUGCAGGAAGACUGGUGGAGUUCUAAGACUUAUUUCAAUCUGUGAUCUGCAGUAUUUUUGUUGAAAUAAAACCUUUUUUUUGUGAGAAAAAA
This is a messenger RNA of Acanthopagrus latus (yellowfin seabream), 3818 nucleotides long. It is a transcript of the gene pygl, whose product is annotated as phosphorylase, glycogen, liver. Gene Ontology annotation, cellular component: cytoplasm. The coding region runs from base 659 to 3349 and encodes 896 amino acids. Lineage: Eukaryota; Metazoa; Chordata; Actinopteri; Spariformes; Sparidae. The transcript is spliced from 20 exons. The record is from RefSeq and is a predicted model, not a curated record. Gene Ontology annotation, biological process: glycogen catabolic process. Gene Ontology annotation, molecular function: pyridoxal phosphate binding; glycogen phosphorylase activity.